UCAUUUUUAAUGUCUCCUGUGAAGGACCCUCAUGUAGAGCUCAUCAUUGUCAUGUUCAUCAUACCACUGAUUGUUAAUGCAUUUAUAUUCUGGGUUGUUGACAACUUCCUGAAGAGAGAAAUGAAAGGGACAAAAAGAAUUUAUGUAAGUGACAAUGACCCUUCCGUCAAGUUCUACAAAAUGACGGAACAGGUGCGCUGUUACAAUCGAAUAGAAAAAGCUGAGGACUUUAUAGAAUCAGAUCUGCUUGUGUCGACAGAUGAAGAAGGAGAUGCCAGGCGCAGACUGGACGGGACAGAACGUCUUAUCGCAUAGGGCAGUCACAGAAACGUCAUUCAUCACUGCUUUUUGUAAUGUGAUACAGCAUGCCUUCACGCCAAUCCUGACUGAUUCACCUUCUGUAGUCACGCCCCUAAAGCUAUUUUUUCAAAAAGUUGGCAUUGUUCUCCUAUGAGAGGUGAAAUAAAUGUGAUACCAAAGGUUUACUGAAGCUUACAGACCAGAAUUCAAACUGUUUGCCAGCUAAACAUGGAUCACCCGACACGGAUGUUCAUAAUGGAUACAGCUUUACUGGAAUUACAAAGCCUUCCCCAUGUAAAAUUGUUUUGUUUACUGUAAAUAGCUUUAGAGUGGUCCACUGUAAAGGUUCUAUAGGCUGAAAGGUUUAACAUUAUACAGGUACUAUAUCACAGGUUCCACAAUACAAAGGUUCUAUAUCAAGCAGGUUCUGUGUUAUACAGGUCUUUUGUUAAAGUAGUCUGUUAUACUAACUUUCUAGUUCUGUGUUAAACAAGUUCUAACAGAGAUACAGUUAAUAUUGCACAAGUAGAACUUGACAAGGCCAGUGAUAAAUCUACAUGCGAGUCCCAAGUCCUGUACUCACAGAAUUUCUGGAAUUAGUUAAAUUUAACAU
This is a messenger RNA of Mizuhopecten yessoensis (Yesso scallop), 913 nucleotides long. Its product is annotated as store-operated calcium entry regulator STIMATE-like. The record is from RefSeq and is a predicted model, not a curated record. Bases 10 to 315 code for a protein of 101 amino acids. Gene Ontology annotation, cellular component: membrane. The transcript has 2 exons. Lineage: Eukaryota; Metazoa; Mollusca; Bivalvia; Pectinida; Pectinidae.